AUGCAUUGUAGGAUCCCACAUGCUGAUUCGGAAGCGAAAACGAGUUAUCUUUCUCAUUGGGUGGAUUCUCAUAUAAGUGACGGAGACAUUGCGCUGAGGAAACCAGUUCUUUUCACAGAAGUCGGCUCAAGUCGGCACGUGGAUGAGAAUGGAGUGUUUGACAGAGAUGUUUUGUUGAAAACAGUGUAUGAUAAAAUUUAUGAAUCCGCAAAGAAGAGGCGGGCUGGUGCUGGUGCUGGUGCCUUUAUCUGGCAGUUACUAGUUGAAGGCGUGGAUGGAUACAGUGAUGAUUUUUCUUUCGUGCCCCAAGAUUAUCCUUCCACCUAUAAACUGAUAAAACAACAAUCAUGUAGGCUGCAAAGUAUUUCUGCAAAAGACAAAGAAAGCCUCAACAGAAUGAUCCUUGCUUCGAUCAGUUGUAAAUGA
This is a messenger RNA of Populus nigra (black poplar), 426 nucleotides long. RefSeq names its product mannan endo-1,4-beta-mannosidase 6-like. The record is from RefSeq and is a predicted model, not a curated record. The coding region runs from base 1 to 426 and encodes 141 amino acids. The transcript has a single exon. Gene Ontology annotation, molecular function: hydrolase activity, hydrolyzing O-glycosyl compounds. NCBI's taxonomy places the organism in Eukaryota, Viridiplantae, Streptophyta, Magnoliopsida, Malpighiales, Salicaceae.